Molecule: messenger RNA, 1971 nt
Organism: Mugil cephalus (flathead mullet)
Lineage: Eukaryota; Metazoa; Chordata; Actinopteri; Mugiliformes; Mugilidae
Gene: eme1
Product: essential meiotic structure-specific endonuclease 1
Exons: 9
Coding region: 151-1863 (570 amino acids)
Biological process (GO): replication fork processing; mitotic intra-S DNA damage checkpoint signaling; resolution of meiotic recombination intermediates
Cellular component (GO): Holliday junction resolvase complex; nucleus
Molecular function (GO): nuclease activity; DNA binding
Source: RefSeq, a predicted model, not a curated record
UUCGCAUGUGCAAAUAAACAGUUGCCGGCUACAGCUGAAAGUUUGUGCAAGUAGCUCAUGCUGACUUAAACCGUCCUGCUUCUUGAUUAUCUCAACGACGGAAGGCGAGAUUUCAAAGGAAAGAAGGGUUCUGAUAGAUCGACAUAGAUCAUGGGCAGCUACAGUGACUCCACCAGUGACCUAGAUGAGGAGCUGCCUGUGUUCGACUUCCUCCAGCCUGGUCGACACAUCGACCAAGCCUCCCAGAGGAGAGUUAUUGCAGAGCAGCCGGAUAUGUUCACCCUGGAUGACUCUGAUGCAGAACAGGCAGCCAUCUCCUCCCCAGCGAGGAGCAGAGCGGCUGCACGCCCAGGUACAACUGACGUCUUGAUGAUCAGCAGCGACUCUGAUGACGACGCACCUUAUGUCCCUCUGGCGCAGAGGCUCCAACAGAGGCGAGACAAUGUGAUUAGUGCCUCCUCCGCUGUCGCUAACGGGAAAGCCCCUGAACAGUAUUUGCCAUCCAGUCUGGCCAGCUCGCAGGUCUCACGCCAGAAUGGCUUUUCCCAGUCAGAGCGACCCCUUGGCUCGCAUCACGUGAGAACAGUGAGCCAUGGUGCCCCAGGUGUCCCAGAGGAGCCCGAGAAUCUCCCUCAGCUGCCUCAGAAGCCUUUCUCCACUGCGGGGAGUGCAGACAGCUCGCCGGCCAAGAGGAAACCUGCCAAACGAACGGCGGAGGAGAUCCAAGCCUCCAGGGAUGAGGCUUUGAGGAGGCGGCAGGCCAAGGAGAGACAUCAGCAGGACAAGGAGGCGCUCAGGCAGGAACAAGAGAGACAGAGAGCAGAGAGGAAACUUCUGGCGGAGGCUGCCAAGGCCAUGAAGCCAGAGGAGUGCAUUAAGCAUAUGGUGGCAGCUGUGGAUCCAGCUCUCUUGCAGCUGGAAGGAGGCGGGACGCUGCUGGCAUCUCUGCAGGCUCUGGGCUGCAGCUGUGCCAUCGAGAAACAGCCUCUCCCACGCAGUGUGAGCUGGAUGAGGAGAGUUCCCUGCGCUCAGCCAGACGAAGGAGGCUGCGUACCAGAGGCCCACGUCGUGAUGCAGAUGACUGUGGACGACUUCAUCACGCUGAUCCACAGCUACAUCCAGGAAGAGAGGCUUGGCAGGUCAGAAUGUCCCACGCUGACGUCCUGGGUCCAGGAGCAGCAGAGGAGACACCCAGGGAAGAUCCUCAGCCUGGCGGUCAUCGAGCUGGAGAAGUACUUUAGGUCCCACAAGUCACAAAAUCAGAAGAGGUUUCGAGACGCCAUCACGGGUGAGGAGACCACGAGAGGGAAGGGGAAGAAGAGAGGGAGGAAUGGAGGGGCUGAGUCGCUACCUGAGGUGUCCCGAGUGGAAUUAGAGGAGGCAGUGGUUCAUCUCCAGCUUAACACCGGCGUCUCUGUCCGCUUCUUGUCUACCUGGAAGGACUUUUCAGAGCACAUCACCAUGACGACCAAAGCCAUCGCAGAGGCCCCUUUCAAGAGGGAGAGGGACAAGACGGGCUUUUCCUUCCACCUGGAGAGCGACUGGGCUGGGGGCCAGCGGGUGGAUAGAGCCGGUAAGGGCCUGCUACAGGUGUGGAAGAGGCAGCUUCAGCAGUUCAACAGAGUCAGUCCAGACAUGGCUGCUGCCAUCUUAGCAGCUUAUCCAUCCCCACAGCUCCUCAAGAAGGCUUACAGUCUGUGCCGCACUGACCGUGAGAAGGUCUCUCUGCUGUCAGACCUCCUGAUCCGCAGAGGAGAAGGCGUCACCUCCACCACCCGCAGGGUCGGCCCAGAGCUUUCCAAACGCAUCUUCCUCAUGAUGAACUCCUGUGAUCCUGAGCAGACUCUGGACACCAACCUCUGAACGCUGUUUCAAGUCUCACUCGAUCUGUGGCAGUUUGUGUUUACCACUUUGAUGAUAUAGUUGCGUUUUAAGUAGCCACAUCUGUAUUAAAGUUUUAUGAAAAUAACA